ACGAUGAACGACGUUUGGUCAUCUCGGACACUGGCUGCAGUGAUGACCCUGGUUUGUCUGGCGACAGUGGACGCUGGGUGUCCACACACGGACCCCGGUCUGAAGAGAUGGAGCGAUGCCAGCACGUGGGGAGGGACCAAGCCAGGGGGAGGCCAACAGGUCACCCUGACAUCGGGCAUGCAUGUGCUACUGGACGAGUCCACUCCGUCCCUCGGGUCGAUCACGGUGGAGUCUGGGGCCAGUCUUGUGUGGGACGACAGGGCUGACAUCACACUCACCGUCAGCUACGUCCUGGUUAGGGGGGAGUUCCACGUCGGCAGUGACGACUGCAGAUUCACCAAGAAAGCCAACAUCGUCCUCACAGGCCUCAGCAACUCAACACUGAACGUUCCUGGUUUCGGCCGGAAGUUCAUCGGUUUGGCGGCAGGUGGCGUUCUGGAGCUUCACGGCAGAGAGAAGACGUCAUGGACGAAGCUGGCGACCUCCAUCCCUGCUGCAGAUCAGACGUGUGGAGUUGUCUACGAUCACAAGAACACGCCCCAUCACGUUGAGAGCGGGAUGGGGAUUCACGUGGUGGUGUGGAACCUGGACGGGAGUCUGUACGACUUCGGCACCUUCUUCACGGGAGAGACCUGGAACACCGUCGCUGACAGUUUGUUCGUGGAGUUUCUCGGAAUUAUCCCCACGGAUAAAGUUGUGGCCCUCAGUGUUAUGCGUAAACUGGGUGUUGAAGCAAGACCGGAUUGGGACUGGGAGUCUAUAUUUACUGCUGUUGAGACUCUUGGUGGAUUGACACAGUCACACAUGAGGAACGUCUCAGACACAGAACCGUAUGCUUUUAUCACUGUGACAGGUAACCCUGGCGUUACAAUGGAGCAGCGCGUUGCCCAACACGGUGAUGCAAAGUACACAAUCACUGAUGACGUUCACGUAACACUAUGGGGAAGCAAACUCAAGUUCUAUGUUGAAAGUGCUGUUAGGAUAGAGAACAACUCGAGGCUCCCACAUGACGUCAACUUCCGGGUCUCAUCAACUGAUAUCGCCUACCCCAAAAUUGACGUCAUCAAUGACGUGUCUACAUGGCAACCAGGUGAUCGUGUUGUGUUUACGUCUACGGACUUUGACUGGAAACAGGCGGAGGAGUUUGAAGUGUUUGCUUGUGACGACUGCGCCAGCAACCAGUUCCGGGUCAAGGGAGAAUUCAAGUUUCCGCACUACGGCAAGGUGUAUGACGGAGUGGACAUGAGAGGUGAGGUGGCACUGAUGUCACGUGACUUCGUCAUCGAAGGUGAGAUGGAGACCGGAUGUUACGUCACAGAAACAAACAGGGAAAAAGAAGAAUGGCUGUGUUCUCUCUUCGAUUUCGACCACUUUGGAGGACAUCUUAAGGUAACCAAGGGUUUCGACUCAGCUCACAUCCAAGGCAUUGAGUUCUACCACAUGGGACAGCAGGAGUUCACAGGUUCCUACCCCAUACACUUCCACAUGUGUGACGACGUCAACGGCACCUGGGUCCGCAGCAACUCCAUCCACCACAGCCUGGCCAGAUGUGUCACCAUCCACGGCACCGACGGACUCGAGGUGAGCGACAACGCCUGUUACGACCAUCUUGGCCACGGCUACUUCCUGGAGGACAGUGUGGAGCAAUACAAUAUUCUGGACGGGAAUAUCGGAAUCGGAACGAAACACGGCACACACAUAAUGACGGACAUGAAAAACAACUGGUGCGACAAAACCCUAGCCUGGAGUUGCAAUUCCCUGGCCACCUUCUGGAUCACCCACUUCAACAACUACAUCAGGAACAACGUGGCCGCCGGCUCGGACAACGCUGGAUUCUGGCUCAACUACGCCGACAGCCCCCUCGGACCAUCAGCUGCCCGUCAAGCGGAGAAACUGGCCAACAACCAAUCAGCUGUCACAGAGUUCAGUACCAGACACACACCCAUCCUGGAGUUCGACAACAACGUGGCUCACUCCAAUCAUGAGAGAGGUCUGAUGUUUGAUAACAGAAUCUCAAACGGCCAAAUGCACCAUAGCACGUUCAUCCCGGAGAACGCGAGGUUCGGAUCCAGCGAAUACGACCCCAGAGAACCAAACACCCCAGAGGGAGAACCAGUCACCACCUCCAUCAAGAGACUUACCGUGUUCAAGAACCGUAAGGAGAAUAUAUGGCUGAGGGCUGCCAACACCAUUCUGGUCAACUGCAGCAUUGCUGACUCACAGCGUGGCCUCGUCAUGCCGCUGUCGAAGAGUAACCGCUUCAAUGAAGUCAGGAAUUCGGUGUUUAUUGGGAUGUCGGACAACAUGGGUGUCGGCAGGACUUACACCAUCGGCGGCUUUACCGGACCAGUGAAACCAAUCCACAAGUUCAGUAGAUCAUUUCUGGGCUGGAGACCAACUGAUCCUCUGCAAGGGUUCGUCUUCUACAACGGUCCGAACUACGUCACCGACUGCUACUUCAACGACUUCUACCACUGGCACUGGAACUCCACGUGGGACAGCGUCUUCAACGUCCCUGGGUAUCGAACUGGUGGCGCUCUUGGCUUCAAGAGAACCAACAUGCUCGUCUUCAGCCCAAGAAGCACUGUGUCCGGUCUUAAGUUUGGAUUCUGUGACAAGUCUGAGGGAAACACAGUAUUCGACGGCAACAACACCACACCAGGAUUUGAAGACGACGCCGAAGGGAAAGAACAAGCGUCGUUACACGACGUUGACGGUAGCGUGACGGGCAUGAUCAACUCGCAGGUCGUCAAGAACAACCCGUUCUUUACCACACCCAAGUGUUCUGUGAGGGACAACUGGGGCAUGGCCGUAUGUCCUUACAAAUACGUGAAGAUUGACAUUAGAAGCGAUGUCUGGAAAAUCCGCAACGAUGAGCCUGUCACCUUCAUCCGAGAUGACGCCCAUGAACACCCAUUCGCAAUGAACAAAGAUCAAGGCCGUAGAUAUCACUUCAUGGUUAACAAGACCUACACAGUUCAUUUCAACACCACAGUCCCUAAGCAGUUCAUGAUACAGGCAUUCAACAUGGAGAGUGGUGAUUCCAUUCGUGUCGGCGUAUGCAUGCCUAAAGACAUGACGACAUUUGAGCUGUCCAGUUGGUACCCCUCCUACAAUAAACGGAGGCCACCGCUAGAGGUCGCCACUAUACAGGAACUGGAUGCUGAUACUUCCGGUAGGGCCUACUUCUGGGACAAACAAGUUGGCAUGAUCUUCGUCAAGCUGAUGUCAAAUGAGACUCGAACUGAGAGGCAGAUGCUGUGUCCGAAUGGAAAAUGUCCAAACUUCAACAUCGUGAGAAAAGACGGAAGCAACACUGCAGACUGUCGGCAAACAGCCUAUGGUCCUUACAUUAAAGAAGCAGAGGUAUCCACUGGAUAUAUUCCACCCUCUCCAUGUGUCAAGGCAUCAUCCCAGGGCUUCGGUGCAGGAGAGACCCGUCCGACCACAAUCUUGACGAGUUCUACAAGCGAAGAUCCCUAUUGUCCACCUAAGGCAGAACCAGAACCUGUACCGCUUCUGGGUCAGUCCCGGGGCUGCGCUGUUGACACAUGGCGGCGGGACAUGGGUGACAUGACAAUACGGCUCUACAGAUCCAUGACCAGGGGGUUCUGUGUCCAGAGAUGCGGUCAGAACGGUUACAGAUAUGCUGGCCUACAAAACAGCAAUGAGUGUUGGUGUAGUGACAGUUUUGGCCUCUACGGUUCUGGUGAGGGUUGUACCAAGGAGUGUAGCGCGAAAACAGGACGUUCCUGUGGGGGAGGCUGGAAGAAUGAGGUGUUUACCACCAGUGCAGAUCGCAGCACUACCUUAACGAGUUGCGGCCCGGGGUCACGUGGUGUAGUUAUUGACGGAAGCUGUUACUAUUUUGGAGAUGACAGACUCAACUUUGUUGAUGCUCAACGCGCAUGCGUGAAGAUGGGCGGUGACCUGGCAAGCAUCUCCUCUGCAGCUGUGCAGUCUGAAAUAAAAGCAUACCUGGGUCAGAGUGAAUCUAACAUCUGGAUUGGCCUGACGGAUGUUGCUAAAGAAGGAGAAUUUGUCUUCAUGGAUGGCACACCGGCUACAUACAUGAACGGGGACCUCAAGCACGACGCAGCUAUACAAUACGACGACUUUGUUGCCAUAGACGUGUACCAAGGCUUAAUCUGGGAUUACCGGAGGUCGCACUACGAGUACCGCUACAUCUGUCAGGUGCCUAUCACCCCCAGCACCGUAUUUGAGAGCUGUGGACCUAACGGUGCCGGACACAGACUGGGCAGUAACGGCAAGUGCUACCUCAUCCUCAACACCAAAACUGACCACGACACAGCAGAGUACCAAUGUUUAACUCGCCAGGGAGUGCUUCCGACGGUCACAGAUGGCGGCACACAGCGAGAAAUCCGUAAUCAGUUGCUGAUUUUCGGCAGGGACAUGGACUACUGGAUCGGCGAGAUGGUGAUCAGCCAAACUGGAACAGCUAUGGACACCCACUAUAAGUUGACCUACGCUUCCUUGUUCAACAAAAACGCUGCCAGUCCAAGCGAGAAGAAUGGCGUCCUGUGCCUUAUAGAGGGAUCCCCAUCAACCAGUAACUGUCCACCAACUUGGAAGGAACACAAUGGCUCCUGCUACCUGUACACCGGCAAGACCGCGCCCAGCUACGACACCGUGGCCGCUCUGUGUAACCAGGGCGACAGCAACAUGGUGACAGUCCACAGCAAGGCUGAGAACGACUUCGUCUACAACAUGGUGAAGGACUUCCAUGAGGGAGAGGAGAAGGACGUCCUCAUAGGUUACCGGUACCGCAGUGUGUUCGACAAGUUCACCUGGCUGGACGGAUCGGACCCCGUCUACGAGAACUGGAGCGACGGACAUGGCAUGUCUGGACUGACCGGUGGCUACUGUACGAAGAUAUGUUACUAUGACAACAAAGUCACAUGGAAGAACACCCCGUGUCUUAAACAGAAUCACGCUGCCGUAUGCAAGAUGCCUCUGUAGACAAAUCCCAGCUGUUCAGGUGUACAAUAAAAUCCAAACACAGCAUCAUUUAUCGAAGUGAUAUAUGCAAGUGUGAUUUUGUAAGUGCAAUGUCUGUAGAUGUAUACUUCAAAUACAGUAACAUAACUCGUGUGUGUAGACUUUUAUCAAUGUAUCCAUGGAUUCCAGAACACGAAUUGUUGCAAAAAUAUUGUAAUCAGCUGUAGUAAUUUCAGUAUAGAGAUAAACAUAUCAUUAAUCUCUCAGCGGGGCCUUACAUGUAUCUAUUUGGUUUUUUGUUUAACGCCACUCUCAGCAAUAUUCCAGCUGUAUGACGGCGGCCUGUAAAUGAUCGAGUCUAGACCAGACAAUCAAGUGAUUGACAUCAUGAGCAUCGAUCCACGCAAAGGGAUACGAUGACAUGCAUCAACCAAGUCAGCAAGCCUGUUACAUGUAUCCAGAUACAGUGGAUUCAAUUCAACUGACGCUCAUUUCAAUCACUUUUGUUUGCUGGCUUUGUAUGCAACAGAUCAUUUGACUAGCUCUAGAAACAAUGGUUGGCAAAUAAAACCUUUU
This is a messenger RNA of Haliotis rufescens (red abalone), 5535 nucleotides long. RefSeq names its product cell surface hyaluronidase-like. Bases 4 to 4980 code for a protein of 1658 amino acids. Lineage: Eukaryota; Metazoa; Mollusca; Gastropoda; Lepetellida; Haliotidae. The transcript has 35 exons. The record is from RefSeq and is a predicted model, not a curated record.